Molecule: messenger RNA, 4220 nt
Organism: Mobula hypostoma (lesser devil ray)
Lineage: Eukaryota; Metazoa; Chordata; Chondrichthyes; Myliobatiformes; Myliobatidae
Product: galectin-3-binding protein-like
Exons: 6
Coding region: 230-1963 (577 amino acids)
Cellular component (GO): membrane
Source: RefSeq, a predicted model, not a curated record
AGUCUCAGCCCCGACGCGCCUCGCAGUUGAGGGGAGUAGCUAAAUGUACUUCGGCCGCGAAGAAUAAAGCCCAGGAGACAUUUCCGGUUGGUUAAUUGUGAGGUGCGGCAGCCAAGGCGAAGCGGAGUGGCCUUCGGAACAGCAGUUACUGUACUGGGAGCGGCUGUGUUCGAGGAGGAAGUGCUGGUGGACGAGCAGCUGCCAUCUGUGCUUUGUGCUCAGGAACAAGAUGACCGUCCUAUUCGCUCUGGGUUUGAUGUUACUCCUGCUGGGAUUGGGUGAAGGGCUGGAGAAUGGAGACCUGCGUCUGUCCAGGGGCCGAGUGCCCAGCGAGGGCCGUGUCGAGGUGUACUACGAUGGAGAGUGGGGCACCGUGUGUGAUGACGGUUGGGACCUCACUGAUGCUCACGUUGUCUGCCGCAGCCUUGGUUACCUCAACGCCACGGAGGCCGUACGUGGAGGUGCCUUCGGAUCAGGGUCAGGCCCAAUCCUGCUGGAUGAUGUGUUCUGUACUGGAACCGAGACCUCUCUCGCCAACUGCAAGACCAAAGGCUGGAAGAUCCACGACUGCCAACACUCAGAGGAUGCUGGAGUUCGCUGUGACCCCCGGAGGCUGGACCAGCUGUUUGGCUACAGACUGGACCUCACUUCAGAGUUCUACAAGUCUUUAGAAGAGUUAUACGAGAGUCGCAGGGACUGUGACAUGAACAUCACGGUGAACAGCCUGGAGGAUGGCCGUGAAGAGGCGCGCUCCUGUGUACACAGGCUAAUCCUGUCACUGCACACAGAUGGAAACCUGCUCAGCCAGGCCCAGGGCAACCUCUUCAAUCUGAUAGUGUCUCAGGACUGUGUGCAGUACGUCGAUGACAUCAUCAGGUAUUUUUACACGAGGACCAUCUCUGUCACUCUGUCUUCAGUGAAGUGCAUCCACAACAUAGCGUCGGACUACAGGAUCAUUGCGGUGCGCGAUUACUGUGAUCAGCUCUUCUACAAACUCAUGCCCCAGGACAGUUCGUUUCAGCAGCAGCUGGAGCUUUACAAGUAUGCAGAGAGAGUGAAGGACCCUGUGCUGCAGGAGAUCUGCCUGCAGUACUUCGCCUGGAACUGUGAGACCUUCAGCCAGACGGCGGCGUGGGAUGAGCUGUCGGUCGCGGACCUGGUUGCCUUGCUCCAGCGUUCAGAUCUGGUCAUUGAGAGUGAAUUCACGCUGUUCCAGGCAGUGGAGUCUUGGAUCUCCCACAGUGGGAAGACUGCCGCCAUUGACCGGUUGAUGAAGAGUAUCCGCUUCCCGAUGAUGUCUCCCGAGGAGCUCAUCUCCUUGUCCUUCAAUUCCAGCCUGUACCAGCAGUUUGAGAGCAUGUUCACGCAAAGGCUGCUGGAGGCUUUUGAGUUCCAUUCGGUCCGUCCACAGCUGCUGAAGUACUUCAAGGAUUUGGACAACCCCGACUUCCAGCCACGCAUCUACACCUCCAAUCAAUGGAGCAGGACCCUGGCCAUCUCCGGUCUGAUGGACUCGCCCUACCAGCGCACUGGUCUGUACGGACCCACGGCCUCAUACUACAACAGGAGACAGAGGUAUGGCGGCUACAAUUCCUACUACUACUCCUCCUCCCCACGCAUCUCCUUUCAGACCAAGCAACACCUGAGCCGGCUGUUCAGCUCCAGCACGCUCCAGUGGACCGGCUACUACCACGAAACAGCACAGCAUUGCCGCAACAGCUACGUCUCGUGUCCGUACGAUACGUACCCCGUGGCAGUGCUGACCACGUACAACACCCCAGAAACCGUCACCUACCGCAACUCUGUGCUGUUGCUCUGCAACAACAGCACGGUCUCCUACGUGCAGGAGAUGAAGAACUCGACAGCCGUGCUGCCCUCCAACAACAGCACCGACUUUUCUCUCUUCGCCUGUGAUAACGGCAUUUCCACCCUCCGGUUUGUCGUCCAGCCCUUUUAUGUUUGACCCGUCCAGAAUUGGACCACCAACUGCCCAGUAGCAACAGUAUAAACCCGCACGUUUCCCUAAUCCCUCUGUCUCCCUCCUCACCCCCAGUCCCUCUGUCUCUCUCCCCACCCCCAGUCCCUCUGACUGUGUCUCCACCCCCAGUCCCUCUGGCUCUGUGUCCAUCCCCAGUCCAUCCGUCUGUCUCCACCCCCUGUCCCUCUGUCUCUCUCCCCAUCCCCAGUCCCUUGCCAUCUCUCUCCCUACCCCCAGUCCCGCUGUCUCUGUGUCCACCCCCAGUACCCCUGGUUCUCUCCCCACUCCGAGUCCCCCUGUCUCUGUGUCUAUCCCUAGUCCCUUGCCAUCUCUCUCCUCACCCCAAGUCCCUCUGUCUAUCUUCACCCCCAGUCCCUUGCCAGUUUUCUCCCUGCCUCCAGUCCAUCUGUCUCUUGCCCCAUCCCCAGUCUUUCUCUACUGCCUCUCUUCCUACCGCAGACUCUCUUCGUGUCUCUCCUCUGACUCUCUCCCCACCCCUAGUUUAUCCUUUCCUCAGCAGUCCUCACCAGUCUUUCUUCACCCCUCACUCUCCAUCCAUUUCUGUCUCAGAGGACGGUCUGGGCUCCAAUGUGUACAGUAGACCAUGGACCUGCGUAAUUCAUCGGUCACUGAGUGCGACGUGAGAGACCUGGGCCCUCCUGCCCACCACUUCCAUGCCCAUCUGCAGUGAUCCCAUACGCCCAUAUCAACACCGAUCCUAAUUAAAUAUUAAGGCUGUCUGAAGGCUUCUUAAACUAGGUGACAGCCAUUGCCCUCCCCACUCACAACUCUGGCAGUGAGUUCCUGAUUCAAACCACUCCACCCCUCAGGUCCCCUUUAAGUUUUCUUCAUUGCAGUCUGACCAAUGCUGUAUGAAGCCUCAGUAUUAUGUCCUUGCUUUAAUAUUCUGGUUCUCUCAAAAUGCUAACAUCGUAUUCGCCUUCCUCACCACUGACUCAACAUGAAAAUUAUCUUUUAGGGAAUUCUGCACAAGGACUCCCAAGUCCCUUUGCACCUCAGAGUUUUGAAUUUUCUCCCCAUUUAGAAAAUAGUCUUCCCAUUUAUUUCUUCUAUCAAAAUACAUGACCACACACUUCCCAACACUGUAUUUCAUCUGCUACUUCUUUGCCCAUUCUCCUAAUCUGUCUAAGUCCUUCUGUAGCUUCCAUGCUUCCUCAACACUACCUGCCCCUCCACCUAUCUUCAAAUCAUCCACAAACUUGGCCACAAAGCCACCAAUUCUGUCACCCAAAUAACAUGAAAAGAAUCGGCGGAACACCACUAGUCACUGGCAGCCAAUCAGAAAAGGCUCCCUUUAUUCCCACUCAGUGCCUCUCGACAAUCAGCUGCACCUUUGUCCAUGCUAGAAUUGUACCUGUAAUGCCAUGGGCUCUUGUUAAACAGCCUUAUGUGUGGCACCCUAUCAAAUGCCUUCUGAAAAUCCAAAUACACAACAUCCAUUAACUCUUUGUCUUUUCUCAAAGAAUCCCAGGAGAUUUCCAGCAUCUACAGCCAUAAUCAUUUCCCAUGGAAGUUGGUAGGUACAACACCUCCCCACACUCUUAGGCUCCCUGCCAGUAAAUCUUUGUAUCUCACACUCCUCCUGAAUGCAGUGACUAGAAUGGAACUCAGUACACCAAAAGUUCAGAUAUCCUCCCCGAGGGUGCACAGAAUCUGUGUUCUGUGAUCAGCAGAGACCCACACACUAAUCUAGAGCAACAAACUCUUUGCCACAUCCCCCGGGCUACACAUCGUCUCUAUGGAUUAUCCUCCCCCAUCACUUCCCCUCCUCUCCCACACGUCAUCUCUACUAACUGUCCCGUCUCAUCACCUCCCCUCAUCCCUGUCACCAUGGCGUCUCCCCAGAUCCUCCUCCCACCCCAGGAUCAUACAGUGUCUCUCUUGACCAUUCCCUGUCCCUCUCCCCCAAGACCACCACCUUCCAUCCCUACCCCAGGGCCACACAUUGUUUCUGUUGUCCGCUCCACCCUACGGGCACCAAUAGUCCAUUGGUACCAUCCAAGCCCCGAUGAAGCCCAACCCUUACUCUGGUACGCUCAUCCCCUCCCUCUGCCUGGCUGUGUGUUCACUGGGUGAAGUUGGUUCACUGCCCCAAUCCAGAGGUCAGCGUCAUGCCCUGUUCUGUGUGCACAGGGAUCUUACCGAAUGAUCAGCUGCUCUGGUCCCUGCCGUCUCCUCGGCUGCCGCUGUCUGCUUCCUUCAAUAAACGACCUUGCUUGAU